Messenger RNA from Exophiala oligosperma, 410 nucleotides. RefSeq lists its product as uncharacterized. Lineage: Eukaryota; Fungi; Ascomycota; Eurotiomycetes; Chaetothyriales; Herpotrichiellaceae. The transcript has a single exon. The record is from RefSeq and is a predicted model, not a curated record. The annotation marks the transcript as partial.
GAGGUUAACACGCAUAACUUCAAAUCGAGGCACAUCGCAGAGAAUCACCGCGUGUCUCAUCAAAAGACAAAAUGAAUUCUGCAUCCUGCAAGGAUCAUGCAAUAUGCGGCGCCAUCAAAAUGAUUCUCGCCGUGGCUUCCUGCCCGAACGCUGUGUGUCCAGGCUCAUGUCUGGACGAUUUUGCGACUCAGGAAUGCCGAGACCAUCCAAACUGGAAGCCGUUCAUCAAGAAACUCUAUGCGGAUAUCCAAGCAUUCUUGGAAGCCAUUGCAUCCGUUUCUGAUGUUGGACCACGAUCAGAGGACGAGCGACAGAGGUCUACAGUAUUGGGGAGCUUAGACGGAUCGGGAUGUUAUCGACCGAGAAGUUCUGUUGGAGUGUCGAGCAAUGAACUUGAAUCUCCAAAUGUG